This is a messenger RNA of Myotis davidii, 2299 nucleotides long. It is a transcript of the gene EXO5, whose product is annotated as exonuclease 5. Gene Ontology annotation, biological process: interstrand cross-link repair. Lineage: Eukaryota; Metazoa; Chordata; Mammalia; Chiroptera; Vespertilionidae. Bases 240 to 1601 code for a protein of 453 amino acids. The record is from RefSeq and is a predicted model, not a curated record. Gene Ontology annotation, molecular function: single-stranded DNA 5'-3' DNA exonuclease activity. The transcript is spliced from 3 exons. Gene Ontology annotation, cellular component: nucleus.
GCGGCUUUUCCUGAAGCCCGGAAGGGGAGCGCCGCUGCCUGACCUGCUCCUGCUCGUGGAGCGUGGAGUCGGGAGCAGUUCCGAGGCCGCCGCGGAGCCGAGUGGCGUCCGGGAUUCGCAGGAGGACCCGAGGGCGCAGUGGUUGGGUCCAGUAGCUGCAUCCAAGGUAUGGGGAAAACGAAGUCGCGGAGGAUUUGCCCCUGGAGAGAGGCAAGCGUUGCUAGGACCUGGGGUGGGCUAUGGUUUGUGCAGUGUGGAGCCGAGAGGGGAAACGCCGCAAAGUGAGGGAACGGUCAGGCGAGAAAGGACAAAACGCCCCCAUUCUGCCACGGCAAAGCCCGGAGUUGCUCAUCUGGAUUCACGGAUGCAGACCUGGUGUUUCAGGGCUCCUCUCUCCUCCCCCAGUUUUGUCGUUUCAGCAUCUGCCUUUCCCCGUGCGGAGGAAGAGCAACCAAGUCCCCGGGCCUAGACCAAUCCAGAGCUGUGCCAUGGCAGAGACUGAGGAAGAGGAGAAGGUGUCAGCAGAGGCCUCAGGGUUCUCGGAUUUGAGUGACUCGGAGUUUCUGGAUCUGGAGGAUACCCAAGAGUUGAGUGAUCCACUUAGCAAGCCUGGCCCUUCUUCUGAACCCCUGGGGAUGGAUGGCAAGCUCAUAAGCUUACCAAAGUGGAAAAAAGGAUUGGAUGUCUUAUCACCCAUGGAGCGAUUCCACCUUAAAUAUUUGUAUGUGACUGACCUGUCAACUCAGAACUGGUGUGAACAGCAAAUGGUAUAUGGGAAGGAACUUCCUGGUUUCUUGGCACCUGAGAAGGCAGCUAUUUUGGACACUGGUGCCAGUAUCCACCUAGCUAGAGAACUAGAACUUCAUGAUCUUGUGACUGUCUCCAUCACCAGCAAAGAAGAUGCGUGGGCAGUUAAGUUUCUGAAUAUGUUAUCAAUGAUUCCUACCCUGCAGUCAGAAGGGCGCAUCAGAGAGUUCCCAGUGUUUGGAGAAGUGGAGGGUGUGCUUCUUGUUGGAGUGAUUGAUGAGCUGCACUAUACGCCCAAGGGGGAACUGGAACUGGUUGAACUCAAGACGCGGAGACGCCCUGUGCUCCCUCUGGAGGCUCAGAAAAAAAAAGACUGUUUUCAAGUCAGCCUAUACAAGUAUAUCUUUGAUGCCAUGGUACAAGGGAAGGUGACCACUGCUAGCCUAAUCCACCACACAAAAUUGCAUCCAGAAAAGCCACUGGGACCUGCAGUGCUGAGGCAUGCCCAACAGGGAGGCUUCUCUGUGACAUCCUUGGGUGACCUCAUGGAGCUGGUCAUCUUGUCUCUAACACUGUGUGACCUUCCAGUCAUUGAUAUUCUGAAGAUUGAGUAUAUCCACCAAGAGACUGCCACUGUGCUGGGUUCAGAGAUUGUGGCCUUUGAAGAGAAGGAGCUGAGAAGCAAAGUGCAGCACUAUAUGGCUUACUGGGUAGGCCACCGAGAGCCUCAAGGGGUUGAUGUGGAGGAGGCUUGGAAAUGCCGGACAUGCAACUAUGCAGAUAUCUGUGAGUGGAGGAAGGGCGGUGGGGUGCACAGCUCCUCGCUAGAGCCCCAAGCCAAAAGAGCCAGAUGAACAGAAGGUGUGCCUUAAGGAACUUUCACCCUUCCUGCUCCUCAUGUACUCACAAAGUAAAACGGGGCCAGUCUUUGGCUUUCAUAUUUUCUCAACCUUAACCACUCAAAUCUAGGACCAAUGCUUGGGUGAGUGGGAGAUCUGGGAUUAUACUGUACCUGGAGCUUCACCGUGGAUUGCCAAGAAGACAGAUGCUUAUCAUGGCCGGAACAGCAGUAUCCUUCAGCAAUCAUUGCUUUCCUAAGAAGAUUCUUCAGUUUUUGUUAAGUCUCUUCCCUAUUUUUUCUCAAUCAAGGCUUUCUGCAUUUUAUAUAAUAAAACAAAAUGAAACACUGCCCAGAUUGGUUAACUGAUGGGUUGUUGUUUUUUUCAUAAUCUCAAUCCUUCAUAGGUAACCACUAUAAAUGGUUGUAUGUAUGCUGACCUUGAUCUUCUGGUUCAUAGGUUGCGUUCAACCACUGAGCCAUGGGCUGGGCACUUUGUGGUUUCUUACAAAAUAGUUGAAGCAUUUGUAAUUGGAAUCACCUCAGGAUCACUAAUGAUGUUUUCUACAAAUACUUCCCUGGUUUUCAGUCUUGACAUGUCUAAAUAAUUUUAUCUCUCCCUUUUGAAUUCUGCCUAAGGUAUCUGAACUCCAAAUUAUGGACCUCUAGGAUGCUUGUUCAAUGAAUAGCUAAAUAAAGAGAUGUGACAACAAA